Messenger RNA from Daldinia childiae, 1020 nucleotides. Its product is annotated as putative fungal transcriptional regulatory protein. Gene Ontology annotation, cellular component: nucleus. The transcript is spliced from 4 exons. Bases 1 to 1020 code for a protein of 339 amino acids. The record is from RefSeq and is a predicted model, not a curated record. Gene Ontology annotation, molecular function: DNA-binding transcription factor activity, RNA polymerase II-specific; transcription cis-regulatory region binding. Gene Ontology annotation, biological process: regulation of DNA-templated transcription. Lineage: Eukaryota; Fungi; Ascomycota; Sordariomycetes; Xylariales; Hypoxylaceae.
AUGUCGGAUCAUGAUUCAUCUGCCGAGAGCAUAACACCCCCGCCUGCUCCCCCAGUGACGGAAAGCCCUCCAUACAAUGGGGUAGCUACACGAACUCUGGGAAACCCCUACAGCCCAGAAUCUAGAGUAUCGCAACCACUUCCAAUUUUGCCUGCUAAGAAGAUCUCCCAGCCGGGAUUUGGGUUAACUUGGGAUCAAGCUGAGCAUGCAGUGUCUAACUUCAAAGUCAAGUUUACCCCCUUUUUCCCCUUCGUUGUUCUUGAUCCCGAUGUCACCGCACAGGAAAUCCUAGCCAAGAAACCCCUCCUAUUCAGAGCUAUUAUGUUGGUAGCGAGUAAUCUUACGCUUGCGAAGCAAGGUGAGAUCAGAAAAAGUAUACUCGCUUAUGUAGGCCAGCACGUGCUAGUAAUGGAGGAACGAGAUCUGGGCAUUCUUCAAGGUCUACUGGUUUUUAUAGCUUGGGGCGAACAUGAUUUCUACUUCGACCACCAGAAGAUAACUUACUUAACUCACCUUGCAAUGGGAUACGCUCACAAUCUUGCAAUCACGCGGCCACCUCCCACGAUGCAGCAGAAAAUGACAGUAGCGGUAAACCCGGACGUGAAGGAAGCAUUGAUGAGUUAUAGUAUGACGACAGUUCUGGAAGAGUCACAUACCCCUGAGGAACAGCGAGCCUUUCUGGGUUGCAAAUACCUUCUUUCAGUGAACGCGUCGCAGUUUGGGAGAGAUGGCGUGCUGAAAGGCGAUUAUGUAGAUCGCUGCCUCAACUCGCUAGUACACCCUACAGACUUUGGCACAGACUUUAUCCUUGAUAAAAUUGUCAGAUUCCAGCAGAUCGUUGAGCGGAUAUCGGAGAAAUUACCUAUGCCAUCCGAAGGGGAACGCUCGAAAGUAUUUACCAUAUCCAUGAACGAGGAUAUGCAGUCAAUUCGCAAUCAACUCAACCAGCUCUUUGCGAAUAUGGCCCGAGAACACAGACAAUUUGGUGAGACUUCCCCAAAACUUGAUUUCUAUCACUAG